Messenger RNA from Apis cerana (Asiatic honeybee), 1199 nucleotides. It is a transcript of the gene chic, whose product is annotated as profilin chickadee. Gene Ontology annotation, molecular function: actin monomer binding. Lineage: Eukaryota; Metazoa; Arthropoda; Insecta; Hymenoptera; Apidae. The record is from RefSeq and is a predicted model, not a curated record. Gene Ontology annotation, cellular component: cell cortex.
AAUACGAUCAUCGGCACCCGUGAGUCUGGAGGGGCCAAGAGGGGUCGCUACAAACCACGAAGAGACGAGAGGAGGGGCAAGAGAGAAGUGUGGCCGGCGUUCAGCGCAUAUAGGUAGUCGUGAGAAGAGUCAGUCGGUGACGGGUAGUGUCUUUAGUGGCGUGGUGAACGAUUGAAUUGAGCCGCUUGUGUUAAAAAAUGAGCUGGCAGGAUUACGUUGACAAGCAGCUGCUCGCGUCUCGGUGUGUUACCAAAGCUGCGAUUGCAGGACACGAUGGCAAUCUUUGGGCAAAGUCUGAAGGCUUCGAAGUAAGUAAAGAGGAGUUGACGAAAUUGGUCCAGGGAUUUGAAGAACAGGAUAUUUUGACGUCGUCGGGUGUUACCUUGGCCGGCAACAGGUACAUUUACCUGUCAGGUACGGAUCGAGUGAUAAGGGCAAAACUUGGAAAAGUCGGCGUCCACUGCAUGAAGACGACGCAAGCAGUAGUUGUCUCUCUUUACGAAGAUCCUAUACAACCACAGCAAGCCGCAUCGGUCGUUGAAAAACUUGGGGACUAUCUUGUGUCCUGCGGCUAUUAGGUUAGUAUAUACUAACCUCUGGGACCCAACAUAAAUAUCUAAUAUUAAUAUUAAACGAUCGAUUAUUUUAAUGAACAGCGAAUGGAAUGCGUCAUGCCGCACGAGUCGCGCCGGAACUGCCGCAAGCUUGCCGCGCGACAUUCGAUGAAAAGCAACAACUACAUCAGCAACAACACCAGCAACACAGCUAUCAUAUUCCAGUCGUCGUUCUCUCCUCUUCGAUUCGGCUGGUCGACGUUCGAGGAACAGAUGCAAGCGCUCAUACAUAUGCGCAAUAAUUUUUGAAAAAACUCAUAGGCAUUUACUUGAAAAAUGAUCGCGCAAAUUGUAAUCAAUGAGGUGCGGUCUUUUCAUUGUUUUUGUUUCGAAAGUAGCACUUAUGUUUUGAAUUUUUAUUCCAAUGUGUAUUUACAAUCGAGAUGUCAAUAUUAACGACAGAAUUCCAAAAACUUCGAUGAAGAGAAAAAAAAUGCUUUUUUACAAUUGAAUAAAAAGAAAGAAUAAAAAAAGAAAUGAAAAAAAUACAAACUGAAAGUAUAUGCAGUUUUACAUUUAUAUGCUCCAUAUAAACAAUAAAUAUUUACUUAAAAAGUGAUAGUGACUGGGGAUAGAUCAAAUAAA